AUGCCGUGUCCUCACACCCAUGACCCCGGGCUGAGCCGGCUGUCCCCCGUGUGGAGCUGCGGCCGCUUCAGAGAGCCGAUGUCGCAGGAGCGCGGCGGGCGGGAGCGGCCGGAGGUGAGCGGCGGGAGACGCACGGGGGCACGGCGGGCUCCCGGGGCAGCCCGGAGAGGAGAGAAACUGCGGGGAGUUUAUUUCUGCAGGCGAGAGGGCGAGUCGGGCCUCCUGGCGGGGCGUCCAACCCCGCCGGCCCCGGGGCUGGGGCUCUCCGGGGGGAUUUUCAGGCAGCUCCUGCCCGGCAGCGCCGUGACCCGGACUUUCCCGCGGCUCCCGGCGGCUGACGAGAGGCGGCGGUCCCGGGGGGCGGGCGCGGCGGGGGAGAGGUGCGGGACGCGGCCGGGUGGUCCCGGGCUCCCGGUGCGGCCAUGUGACGGCCAUGUGGGUGGCGGCUCCGCCCCGGGCCGCCCGGCACCUGGCGGCGGCACCCCCGGCCCGGGGAGGCGCGUCCCCGCCGGGGCCCGCCCUGCCCUCGCACUCCCUCCGCUCCGCUCGGCUCCCGAGCAGUCGCAGCCCCCGCGGGCCGGGGGAGCCCUGCGGGCGGCUCGGCGGCCCGGGAUGUCGUGCGCCGGGCCGGCGGCGGGGGCCAGCGCGCUGCCCCGGGGCGCGGCGGCCGAGGGCGCCCAGCAGAGUCAUGAAGAAGACGACAGAAAAGUAAGGAGGAGAGAAAAAAAUCGAGUUGCUGCACAGAGGAGCCGGAAGAAGCAAACUCAGAAAGCAGAUAAACUUCACGAGGAAUAUGAGUCUCUUGAGCAAGAAAAUACCUCCCUGAAAAGAGAAAUUGGAAAGCUAACAGAUGAAAUGAAACACUUGAGUGAAGUGUUGAAGGAUCAUGAAAAGAUCUGUCCACUAUUGCACUGCACCAUGAACUUUGUGACCAUACCAAGGCCUGAUGCACUUGCCAGCUGCCUACCAAGAUGAGUGCUCUCCUCAAUCACCUCUAAAUGUGAUGUGUGAAAGUGCCAUUAACAGGAGGUUUGAAGAACUGCUUAGUGUGCAGUUCUUCCAUUGAAGAGGGCUGGAUUCGACCACGCAGCUCUUCUCCAUGCUGAAAUGUUACAGUCUUCUGAAUCUCAGGAAAACACCAGGACAGAAAAAAAGACAAUCUGAAAAGCAGCUUCUAACUUGGUAGACUCUUCAAGCCAUGGUUUUACCUUUAGAAAUGUCAAAGUGCUGUGCAGCCCACUAGGGAGCGAUGGAAUGUAGACAGGGAAAAGUACUGACCUCAGACUGGGAUGCCUUUCUCCCACACAUCCACUGCCAGUAACCCUUUGUCACUUGUCACCUAUGUAUGUCAUGAUCUGUCAUGAUCUGGCUGCUGGGUUUUCUCUCUCUAAACAGGUUUGGUUAAUAAAAGCGAUGUCUCAUCUUUAUAAUGUUCUCUACCUUCUUCAAUAAUUGAUGUCUUUACAGCAUCUCUGCUUUUCAUUUGCUGGUCAAUGCCGAAGUCUAAUGCUAAUCUUGCUGUUAAUUGUUCUAUUAUUUACUUAUAGCCUCUUCAUUGGUUCCUCUUCUGAAGUGUGUGUAACAAAAGAGUUUUCUUAGUCUUUAAUAUUCCAAGUCAUCAGCCCUGCUGGCAUUAGUCCUCAGAGUGUUUUAUGUCCUAAAAUACGGCUUGGCCAGCUUCUGAUGAUGAUUGUCUGCUCUGUGUGGAAGAAAAGCAAACAGAGUUAGAUGGUUUUAAACAUUGCUUGAAAAAGCAGAUUUUAAAGUUUACCUUUUUAAUGCACCCACUGGAAAUGAACAAAUAUAUUCAUCCUUCCUUUAUCUUGCUUAUUGCCUCUGGAAGAUUAUGUCUGUGGAUUGAGUUUUGCUAAACAUUUUGUCCUAUGUCCACACUGAAGGCAUUUGAUCAUUGUAUGAAAGAAAAACAUUCUGUUUUCUUUUAACUUUUUCUUUUUAGUUACAAAAAGGAAGUAUGAUUGAAAUGUUACUGAGAAACACACAGAAAAUUGUGUUUACUCUCUCUGAAAAUUCCUAGUAGUGUCAACCUCUAGAAAUGUGGUUGCUGUAGCUUGGGAUCCAGCAAAGAGUCUUUUUCUCACAGUAUUUCCCAGUCAAAGAGCACCUUUGGAUAAUAAAAAUCUCCUCCCCAUUGCCAACUCUCUCACUUCAGCAUUUGGAUUUUUUUCAGUUAAACUCAUGGGAUUGAUUUCUCCACUCACCAGGAUCACAGUAUUUAUCAGCAGAAUAUGAUCUGAAAUGUCCGAGUUUUAAUUAUUUUUAACCUUUUUUUCUUUCUAGUUUCUUUAGUAGAAUGGUGCAUUUCUGGUCACUGCCAAGACAGAAUUUGGGAAGCCAUGUAGUCAGCUCUGCCUUCUAAAGGGCCCUCUUGUACUGUUGUCUUCGGCUAGAAACUCCAGAUGAGCUGUUGGUUUCUUCAAAUUAUUUGUCAGGUUGUUCCCAAGAGAAUUUCCAGGAAGUGCAUCUGCAGCCUAAAUGCUGUCUUCAGAGUUCCUAAUGGCCCCAUAAGAACUGAGUCAUCCCACAGACAAUCUGCUGCAGUCCUUGCCUAGGAAAACAGAAGUCUCAGCACAGUUCAAGAUACACAUUUUGGAUAAUGUCCUUGAAAGCCUUCUGUGUGCCACCCUUAAGAAAGGUAGCUAUCUUAUGAAUAUUCAUCCACACACCCACAUUCCCUCAGGCACUGGAGGCCACUGUGUAAUUUGGACAGAGUAGGGAUGUAAUGAAGAAGGAGUAGCAUGGUGGAAAUGAACAACGUUCACUCUGGGAAAAUCCAUCAUAAUUUAGGAAGAAGGGAAAGAGGAAAUGUUUCCUGUCUCUUAACUAGGUAUGUGCAGCUGACUGGAAAGUAUCUAAUUGAGGUCAGGACUGUACAAAGCUGGUCUCACAUAUGGAGCCUUGUGGACCCUCAAAAAUGGGAGGAAAGAUGAAGUGGUCCAAGACAGGCCAUGCCAGCAGAAUCCUAAAGAUUUUUGUUCCACAGAUGCUGUCUUCUAGAAAUCUAGUUCCCUGUGUAAAAUCCUCCUCCUUACAUAUUUAUUCUUCUAAACAUCUGUCUAGAAACUGACUCCAGCUUAUCACUUGGUGUCAUAUGCAAGUUCUGUGAUACACUCCCCAUCCGUAAGCGCUGCUCUUGUUCUGCAGUAAAAGUUUUA
Molecule: messenger RNA, 3173 nt
Organism: Prinia subflava (tawny-flanked prinia)
Lineage: Eukaryota; Metazoa; Chordata; Aves; Passeriformes; Cisticolidae
Gene: BATF3
Product: basic leucine zipper ATF-like transcription factor 3
Exons: 3
Coding region: 1-975 (324 amino acids)
Biological process (GO): regulation of transcription by RNA polymerase II
Cellular component (GO): nucleus
Molecular function (GO): RNA polymerase II cis-regulatory region sequence-specific DNA binding; DNA-binding transcription factor activity, RNA polymerase II-specific
Source: RefSeq, a predicted model, not a curated record